This is a messenger RNA of Amblyraja radiata (thorny skate), 3688 nucleotides long. RefSeq names its product IQ motif and ubiquitin domain containing (gene iqub). The record is from RefSeq and is a predicted model, not a curated record. NCBI's taxonomy places the organism in Eukaryota, Metazoa, Chordata, Chondrichthyes, Rajiformes, Rajidae. Gene Ontology annotation, molecular function: protein binding. The transcript is spliced from 21 exons. The coding region runs from base 287 to 3541 and encodes 1084 amino acids. Gene Ontology annotation, biological process: flagellated sperm motility; cilium assembly. Gene Ontology annotation, cellular component: motile cilium; acrosomal vesicle.
CGCAUGCUCAGUACCAGGCCAUGAACAUCUACUGGCAUGGCGCAUGCUCAGUACCAGGCCGUGAACACCUGCUGGCAUGGCACAUGCUCAGUACCAGGCUAUGAACAACUGCUGGCAUAGCGCAUGCUCAGUAUCAGACCACGAAAAACUUGCUGGCAGGGCGCAUGCUCAGUACCAAGAAGACGCGAUCGUACCUGCGCAUGCUCGGCUCUGGGACCAGGCGGUUGCCAUGGUGUCGCCGACAACAGCCUGUUGACAGGAGGCCGGGAGCUGGAGCAGCAGAGAAAUGGCAGAAAAUGAAAAUCCUACACAGGAACCCCAGGAGCAAAGCGAUGCGCUGGAGGAAGAAGAUCCUACCCAGGUCCCACAAGAACAAAGCGGUGAACCUGAGACAGUGGAAGAUCCUUCCGAGCUGCCCGCACCUACUGGAGAAGUGUCAGAAGAAGGUCCCUCUGAAGAACCUGCAGAUGGAAUAGUUGAUACAUCCACCACUGUCCAUAGUGCAACUGAGUUACCUGCAGGAGUUGAAGAUGCUGAAGGUUCAGACCACGAUAAGGAAGGUCCAACUGAAGAGAUCACGGCACAAGAGGAAGUGACAGCAGAUGAACCAGUGGAAACAGAGAAAAUUGUUACGCCAGAUCACACUGAGGUCGCCCAGCCAGUCGAUGAUGCUGAAAGUUCAGACCAUGAUAAGGAAGGUCCAACUGAAGAGGUGACGACACAAGAGGAAGUGACAGCAGAUGAACCAGUGGAAACAGAGCAAAUUGUUACGCCAGAUCACACUGAGGUCGCCCAGCCAGUUGAAGAUGCUGAAAGUUCAGACCACGAUAAGGAAGGUCCAACUGAAGAGGUGACGGCACAAGAGGAAGUGACAGCAGAUGAACCAGUGGAAACAGAGCAAAUUGUUACGCCAGAUCACACGGAGGUCGCCCAGCCAGAAGAUUCUGAAAUCGUAAGCCCUGAUGUUGGGGAUGGUCCAACUGCAGAAGUCAAAAUGGAUGAAACAACGGGAGCAACGGACAUUACACCAGCAGAGGCAAUUGUGCGACAUCACGCUGAUGCAAUAGGAACAAAGCUAAUUUUGGACUGUAGCAAAGUUCCGAUGGGUGGAGGAGUUAUAGUUUUGGACUGUUCGAAAUAUACUAGCACAGACGAACCAACGCCAGAUACCUCUGGUCCAUCAACUGAGACGCCAGGAGGAGGAACUGCAGUUAUAGAUGACAGCAGCAUUGGUGUGAAGGAAGGUGCUACAGGUUUGGAUUCUACUGGACAGACUGCUCCAAAUGCCGCUGAUCAAUCAGCUGAGCAAACAGUAGGAAUUGAACCUUCUUUAAGUUGUGAAGAAUUGAAAGAGAAACUGGAAGCACAGAUCCACGCUAUUGAGGAAAUGCACGGUAAAAUUGAACCAGCAGAGAGCGAGGUUCAAGUUUCCAAAAAGAGAGCUGCUGAAUGUUUGAUUUUACAAACACCUGGUACUGCUGCUGAUAGAGACCUAAAAAAAAGAUUAGUAAUAAAGUCAUAUUCUGCUAAAUCUAAGACCCCAUCUCCAGACUUAGCCAACAGCACAGCCACAGGUAUAGUCACCCUACUUCCUUCAUGUGAUGUUAUGACAGUGACGCUACCCGUCUGCAUUCCAAUAAGGAAACUAAAAUCACGAUUUGCAAGACAGUUCAAAUUGCCCGUAAAGUUGUUGCAAAUAACAUGUAAAGGUAGAAUAAUAAAGGAUUCGGAAACGCUGGUAGAUUUAGGAGUCAGACCACACGGUGCUAUCGAGCUGGAGCUGGCAUCUACUGACCCUGAAAACUAUGUUAUUGAACGCAUCAAACCACAGCAGGAAGUCACCACGUCCUGUGUCAUCACUGUCAAUGUUCAGCUAGAUGCCAAGACAUGUUGCACUGUGGACGUGGAGAUUGUGAGACAUCCAUAUCACAAGCCCUAUUUGGGUGGCUAUAAGCACAAAAUUACAGGAACAGAAUUCCACCAUGCAGGAACACAGACUCCGUCGAAGAGAACUUGUGUUUGCGUGGAGAGGUUCUGCCGAGAGACACAGACAGUUUCUGAAAGAAAUAAGUAUCAGCAAACAACUAAUAAUACUUCAACACAGAUGACCAAAAUCGGCUGCUAUGUGACCAACAUCAAAGAUAAGUUGCUCACUCCAGGAAGGUACUUCACUGCUGAAGAAUACCACGAGUGUCGGUUGAAUGCGGUCAUUGUGAUACAGACCUACUUUAGACGCUGGUUUGCUAAGAAUUAUGUUCAACAACUGAGAAUACAAAGGGACAAAAGGCUACAAUGGGAACAGGAGCAAGAAAUGAAAUUGAAAACGGAAAAAGACGAUUAUACAAAGAGACAAUAUGAAAGGAGAAUGAAUCCUAAGACAAGAGAAGACUUUGACCUACUCUUUCAUGCACUGGAAGAAUGGAAGAAGGAGGAGGUGAGAAACAUAAACCAGACCCUGACUGGACCUGAACGAAAGGCAGCUCUUUACACACUCCUGGAAGAAGAGGCAAAGCUCAUUGCAUCUAUUGCUCGGCAUCGAGUAGAUGCUGCGAAGGAAACUGGACCAAAAUUAAUUCAGAAUCUUUUGAAUAAGUGUGCAGAUCCCAUAAGAUGGAAGGCAUUUGAUGGGCGAAUCACUGAAAUGGACACCCAGUUCACUCUUCGGGCCAGAGAGCUGCGUGAAAUUUACAACAGUAUUAAUAUGAAAUACCUGACCACGGAUGAGAGACUGGAUGCUCUAUUGACUUUAAAACACACAGUCAAGGAACAUGACUGUAAGUUAACGCAGGAAAUUAUGGAUUUGAUUGACCGAGAAGCAGAUCUUCUUAUGAGGCAAGUGAAGGAAAUAUACCUGGAUGGACUCAGACAGAGAAUAUCAACACUCUUUCUUCAGUACAUCAAAACACCAAUGUUUAACCCAGAGAUCGCCAGAUUCCUUAAGGUUCCACAGGAUCCAAUGCAGUUGCGCAAAAACAUUUUUUUCUGCUCAAGCUGUGGGAGUUACAUACCGUCCACAGACUUCCCUCUGUCAAUGACGUCAAGGGGUCUCCACUUAUGCCGACAAUGCAUUAAGCAGAAUAAUGAAGCUCGUCAUCGCGAAGAGUCAAGCCAGUACAAACUGAUCAUGAAACAGCUGAGGAAAGCUGAGGCAGAUUUUGGAGAUGGAUCGCAACUUGCAUUCUUGGUGCAGGAACAAGAUAUGAAAUAUCUCGUUGACAGUAUUUGGGGCACGCAGUCUGCGUUGAGUGCCAACACAAGUAUGAAGGAUCUGGUAAUGAUAAGGUGGGAUAAAACAAUGGAGUGGUCACCCUGGAAUUGUAUCAUCCUCACAGAGGAAGAAGCUGAAGCUCACCUUAAACUUGAUAACAUCUACAAGGACUAUGAGGCCACGUUUAUUCGCACCAUCAAGCACCGACACACUUUGGGAAACAGUUAUUUUUCUCGGAUUCCUGAAAUUGUGAAAUACGCGCGCACUUGCCUGAUGAAAGACUCGACUUCCACAGACGACCUCAUAAUUACAAAUUUACUUCAAGCUAAUUGAAAACCAGCGUUUGCAAAUUACUUCAGUGGAUGAUGUCAGAAGGACACACUUCAAAGAUUAAUUUCAAUUAAAAAAAUUACAGCUUUGUAGAAAAGAAUGUUACAUUGUUUUAUUAAUCACUGAUCAUAAAACAAAAAAUAAUUGUAA